This is a messenger RNA of Aspergillus uvarum CBS 121591, 667 nucleotides long. RefSeq lists its product as uncharacterized. The annotation marks the transcript as partial. The transcript has 3 exons. NCBI's taxonomy places the organism in Eukaryota, Fungi, Ascomycota, Eurotiomycetes, Eurotiales, Aspergillaceae. The record is from RefSeq and is a predicted model, not a curated record.
CAGGAUUUGUGUUUGCAACAUGUUUGAAUAUCAUGAAUUUGAUAUGUCCGAACUAUUUGGUGACGACGAUACACUACCGCUUGACUUAUUACCUCCGGAGAUACAGUCCUCUGCAAACUCGACAACUUCGCCUAACUCAGUAAAAACUUCCAUGGUUUCUGAAGCUUAUCAAGAAGGACUUUCGGCUCGUCUCCGAUCGAGGUCUAAGCAUCACCCAGAUCGGCAGCCAAGGAGUGCGUUAUGUGAUCAAGCCAUGGUUGAGAACAAAAAUGAAAACGAGAGCUCGAGCAUAAAGACUGGUCUAUUCAUGAACCAGAUUAAAAAAGGCAGCUCUACUAAUGAACUCCUUGUUAGAGCAUUCAUAGAGAGUGCCAAUGAGUCAAAAAAGGUUACAACAGCUAUUGAUCAGCUAAGUCAUCUUCCAGCUGAAGUGGCUGCUCUUAAUGAGAAAAUCGAGAAUCUCGAGACUUUCCGUCGGGAGACUAUGACAAUUCUCGAGAAUUAUCAUCUGACACAAAUCCACCUGUCACACCUGCAAAAUCAACUCGCCAUGAGGGAACAACAGAUCGACUUCAUGUACCGAUCACUCGCAAAUGUCAACAGCAAGUUCAGACUGAUGCUGCAGAGCUUGGCGCAGAAAGACAACAGAAUUUUUGAAGGGUUUCAA